Messenger RNA from Botrytis sinoallii, 1284 nucleotides. RefSeq lists its product as uncharacterized. The coding region runs from base 1 to 1284 and encodes 427 amino acids. Lineage: Eukaryota; Fungi; Ascomycota; Leotiomycetes; Helotiales; Sclerotiniaceae. Gene Ontology annotation, cellular component: cytoplasm. The transcript is spliced from 2 exons. The record is from RefSeq and is a predicted model, not a curated record. Gene Ontology annotation, biological process: maturation of SSU-rRNA.
AUGCCACCAUAUGAUAGCGAAUCAUCUGGAGGUGAGGAAGAAGACUACACAGAAACCAAUGUUUUACUUGGUUAUGCCGGGAAAGAACCUCAAGAUGAUACAAUCAGUUAUUUAGGUGGUGAGCCUUCUUGGAUUGACCCUUCCACGCCUCCAUCCGCCACUCUCGCAAAAUGCAAAAUCUGCAACGACCUCAUGGUUCUAAUCCUCCAACUGAACGCCGAUCUUCCCUCUCACUUCCCCGACCACGAACGUCGUUUAUACGUUCUAACAUGUCGCCGAAAAACAUGUCGGAGAAAGGAAGGAAGUGUUCGCGCAUUGCGCGGUACACGAAUCGCUGAAUCUGCAAGCAAGCCAAAAUCAAGAGAACCGGAGAAAGAGAAACCAAAGCCAGAGCCCGCAAAGCCAGCAGCUAGGAUAGGAGAAAGUUUAUUUGGAGCCAAGCCAUCAACAUCCGGGAAUCCAUUCGCAACAGGCUCGAAUCCCUUCUCUACACCAUCAGGCGGAAGCACACCUUCAAAUCCUUUUGCAGCCGCCGGUCUAGCCACCUCUGAACUCGCUGCAAAACCCCCUCAAAACCCAGAACCUAAAUCUUCAGAAGCCACAAAGGACACUCUUCCGAAAACCUUUGCAUCUACCCUCUCCCUCAACAAUCCACAAUCUCAGCCAGCGACUCAAACCCCUCCACCCAACGAACCAUGGCCUACAACAGAUCUCCCAGCACCCUAUCCCCUUUACUACCUCGUAGAUGCCGACUACGAGACCCUCGAUAAAGAGCCCUUACCCCCGCCACCUCAAGCUACAAUCGUAGACGACACACCUGAUUCAUCGUCUGGUGGAAAGGAAGACAAGGAAAUCUUUGAAUCAACGCACGACACGACCUUCCAGAAAUUCGCCGAUCGUCUUUCACAAAAUCCUGAACAAGUAAUCCGUUAUGAAUUCCGUGGUUCCCCUCUUCUCUACUCUAAAACAGAUUCUGUGGGAAAGAUCUUUGCGGAUGCUGGAAAGGGGAAUGAGAAGGUUAAAGUUAGUAAUGGCAGUGGAAACUGGAAGAUACCGCGCUGUGCGAAUUGUGGAGCCGGGAGAGUAUUUGAAGUGCAGGUAACACCCCAUGCGAUCAUGGAGUUGGAAAGGGAGGAAAAGGGCCUGGAUGGGAUGGAUUGGGGGACAGUAAUUCUAGGGGUUUGUGAAAAGGAUUGUGUGCCUAGCUGGGUAGAAGGUGGAAAGACGGGAUACGUAGAAGAAUGGGCGGGAGUGCAAUGGGAAGAGUUAGGCGGGAAGAAAUAG